AUGAGAGCUGAAUCAAAGACAGAGUGUCCGUCAAGCGAGGGGUCGCCACAAAAACAGGAUCCACUCGAGAGACGAAGAUUGCAAAAUCGUCUAUCGCAGAGAAAUCACCAUCAUUUGAAGCUGACCGAUCCAGGCCGCAAGAUCCGAGACCGUAUCGCCAAGUUACAAGAACGGGUCAUUGCGAAUGAACUACGAGCAGCAGCAGCACUACGUGGCUGGGAUCAGACAUAUCCCCCACUGAUAUCCACACGCCAGAUCCAAUCUCUCUACCAGGAACCCGAACUCGAACUGAGCUUUGGUUCUGAGAAUUCACCACAGAACACCGAGCCAUCAACGCCGUUCUUCACGCCAUAUGGAUUCUCGCCAUUUCAAAUGGAUAUGGAUCUUUCUCAAUGCGGGGAAUUAUCAGAAGAUCCAUCUCAAUUCCCCGAAUCGGUUGUUAUGACAUGGAAACUCUCCAUGAUCCUUGGAAUCGAACUAUGA
This is a messenger RNA of Penicillium odoratum, 483 nucleotides long. It is a transcript of the gene xanC, whose product is annotated as transcription factor xanC. The record is from RefSeq and is a predicted model, not a curated record. NCBI's taxonomy places the organism in Eukaryota, Fungi, Ascomycota, Eurotiomycetes, Eurotiales, Aspergillaceae. The coding region runs from base 1 to 483 and encodes 160 amino acids. The transcript is spliced from 3 exons.